This is a messenger RNA of Saccostrea echinata, 544 nucleotides long. Its product is annotated as DNL-type zinc finger protein-like. Gene Ontology annotation, molecular function: zinc ion binding; protein-folding chaperone binding. Gene Ontology annotation, cellular component: mitochondrion. The record is from RefSeq and is a predicted model, not a curated record. Bases 26 to 535 code for a protein of 169 amino acids. Gene Ontology annotation, biological process: protein folding; protein stabilization; protein import into mitochondrial matrix. Lineage: Eukaryota; Metazoa; Mollusca; Bivalvia; Ostreida; Ostreidae. The transcript is spliced from 2 exons.
ACAGUUGAGUUGUCGAGUUGAUGAAAUGAAUAGGAAUCUUCUUUUAAUUGCGUCAAGAACAUUUCUUCCAAGGAAAAACUUUUAUCGCCAGUUUUCUCCUAUUACCAAUUAUACAAAUGUGUCGACCAUACAACGUACUUGUAUCAAUCGUCUCAGACCUGUUCCUUCAAUUGAAUGUUCACGAAAUUUCUUCGCAAGAUGGAUGUCGUCAGACAGCACAGACUCAAACACACCCUUAGGACAAUUAAAACAGUUAAUGGCAAUACAAUUUACUUGUAAAGUGUGUGAUAGAAGGACUUCUAAAACAUUUUCUAGGACUGCAUACACUAAAGGUGUUGUUAUCAUUAAGUGUGAGGGAUGUCAGAACAAUCACCUCAUUGCUGACAAUAUUGGCUGGUUCAAGCAUGUCAAAGGAAGAAAUAUAGAGGAAAUCUUGGCAGAAAAAGGAGAAGAGGUUAAAAGAUAUUUGGAAGAUGGAUCUCUGGAAAUUGAAAUGGACAACAAAAGUGAUUUGUCUGCUAAAAAUAAAACAUAAAAUCUUGAA